GUAGCCCAUGCACAACUUCCAAUAUCAUCGUAGGGUUUAAGGGACUCUCUUCUUACUUCUCUCUGCGACAGGGCAAGCAGCGGAGGCUCGGCCACAUCUGCUGUGAUCCUCGAGCUCACACACACCAAAAUGGCUAGAGGAUUGAAGAAGCAUUUGAAGAGGCUCAAUGCUCCAAAGCAUUGGAUGCUUGAUAAACUUGGCGGUGCAUUUGCUCCCAAGCCUUCAUCUGGACCUCACAAAUCCAGGGAAUGCCUUCCAUUGAUUCUCAUCUUACGAAACAGGUUGAAAUAUGCGCUCACAUACCGUGAGGUCAUUUCCAUUUUGAUGCAACGCCAUGUUGCGGUUGAUGGGAAGGUCAGGAUUGAUAAAACAUAUCCUGCAGGUUUCAUGGAUGUUGUAUCAAUCCCCAAGACAAAUGAGAACUUCCGUCUUCUUUAUGACACCAAGGGUCGGUUCCGUCUCCACUCAAUCAGAGAUGAAGAGGCAAAGUUCAAGCUCUGCAAAGUUCGCUCUGUGCAGUUUGGGCAAAAAGGUAUCCCGUACCUAAACACCUAUGAUGGACGCACCAUCCGCUACCCAGAUCCUCUUAUUAAGGCCAACGACACAAUCAAGCUUGACCUGGAGAGCAACAAGAUCACUGAAUUCAUCAAGUUUGAUGUUGGGAACGUAGUCAUGGUGACGGGUGGAAGGAACAGGGGACGAGUUGGAGUCAUCAAGAACAGGGAGAAGCAUAAAGGGACCUUUGAGACUAUCCAUAUUCAGGAUGCGACCGGGCAUGAGUUUGCAACUCGAUUAGGCAAUGUGUUCAUCAUUGGCAAGGGGACAAAGCCAUGGGUAUCCCUUCCCAAGGGUAAGGGUAUCAAGCUAUCUAUCAUUGAAGAGGCCAGGAAGAGGCUUGGAGCCCAAGCAGUAUCCACGGCGUAAUAAUCAUGUUAAAAAGUGGUUUUCAGAAGUUUUGAUGGUUCUUUUGUCGUCUGAUUCGGGAUUUUUCUGUGACUUUUAUUCUCUUUAUCAUGCCUCAAAUUUUGAAAAGCUGGUUACUUGUCCACAAAAAAAUUGCUGGUCUAAACUAUUGUUAUUUAUUUAUUAAUAUUAUUAUUAUUU
Molecule: messenger RNA, 1104 nt
Organism: Juglans microcarpa x Juglans regia
Lineage: Eukaryota; Viridiplantae; Streptophyta; Magnoliopsida; Fagales; Juglandaceae
Product: 40S ribosomal protein S4-1
Exons: 5
Coding region: 130-924 (264 amino acids)
Biological process (GO): translation
Cellular component (GO): cytosolic small ribosomal subunit; ribosome
Molecular function (GO): structural constituent of ribosome; RNA binding
Source: RefSeq, a predicted model, not a curated record